CCGGGGCGGGGCGGGCGGUGAUGCCCUUGUUUAUUUUUACCCGGGCGGUUCAUCCUCCUCGGCAGCCCCAGCGCGGCCCCCUCUGCCGCUCCCCGCCCCAGCUCCGACGGCGGCGCCGCCUAUAAAGCGCCGCCCGCGGGGAGCCGAGGAUGCAGCUCUACAGCUCCGUGAUCACCCACUACCCGGCGGCCGCCACCGCAGCAGCCGCCGCGGCCUCGCCGAGCUCCGCCGCCGUCUUCAAGGUCUCCUUGUCGCCGGGACCCUCCGCCGCGGAGGCACCGAGCGCCGCCGACGCCGCGGGCCCGAACGCGGCCGCCGAGAGCUCCGGCAAGGAAAGCUUCGUUCCCGCGGGGGGCAGCAGCAGCAGCAGCGCCGCCGCCAUGCCCGCCUUCUCGUCCUGCCUGGAGGUGAUGCCGAGCGGCCCCGCGGCGGGCCCGGCCGGGCGGCCGGCGGGCGGCCCGCAGUUCAGCUCCUGCGCGCAGGUCACCGUCAGCCGCCGGCGGCCGCUGGAGCGCAUCGUGCCCAUCCGCAUCGUGCAGCGCGCCGAAGCCGCCGGAGAGCUGGUGCCGGGCUCGCCGCGCAGCCGCGCCUGGCUGGAGGGCAUCCUGGAGAGCGUGCGGCAGGCCGGGGGCGACGGCGAGGCCGCCGCCGAGGAGCCCAGCAACCGCAGCCUGCGGCUCAGCGAGCACUGCCAGGCGCUGCAGGCGGCGGCCGCCGGAGCCCAGCCCGGGCUGGUCCCCGGCUGCGGCCCCGCGGAGCGGAGCGGGGGCCCCGCGCAGCCCGGCGGCCCCGCCGCGCACGGCGAGGAGGAGGAGACGGCGGCGGGGCCCGACGUGCGGCGGGGGCCCGGCGGCAGAACGGAGCGCAGCGAGAAGCUGGCGCUGUACCUGGCCGAGGUGGAGAAGCAGGACAAGUACCUGCGGCAGAAGGGCCGGUUCCGCUUCCACAUCAUCCCCGACGGGAACUGCCUGUACCGCGCCGUCUGCAAGGCGGUGUACGGGGACCAGCGGCUGCACGGCGAGCUCCGCGAGCAGACCGUGCACUACAUCGCCGACCACCUGGACCACUUCAACCCCAUCAUCGAGGGCGACGUGGGAGAGUUCCUCAUCGGUGCCGCCCAGGACGGGGCCUGGGCCGGCUACCCGGAGCUGCUGGCCAUGGGACAGAUGCUGAACGUGAACAUCCACCUGACCACGGGCGGCCGGCCCGAGAGCCCCACCGUUUCCACCAUGGUUCACUACCUGGGGCCCGAGGACCCGACACGGCCCAGUAUCUGGCUGAGCUGGCUUAGCAAUGGGCACUACGAUGCUGUGCUGGACCGCGUGUGCCCCAACCCAGAGUACGAGGCGUGGUGCAGACAGACUCAGGUACAGCGCAGGCGGGAUGAGGAGCUGGCCAAGUCCAUGGCGGUGUCCUUGUCCAAGAUGUACAUAGAGCAGAAUGCCUGCUCGUGAGGGCGCCCGGGCCGGGAGCUUGGCUGCAGGGACUGACAGAGAGGUGUGCUGGCUGUGAUGGUGAUGCCUUAAUCCUUAAUGAAGCAGCAGCACCCCCGACGGAGAAAGACUGUAGGUUGCGGGGGAUAAAUACAGACGUAGUUGUAAUAUUCUGUUGUAAAAACUUAGCCUCGGGUUCUUUGCAAGCAGAUUUUCUCUGUGUAUGUUUGUGUCUCCCCUCCUCACUGUCUAUUUUCUAUAAGAAUGUAUUUUUUGCACACUAUUUUUAAACUGUUACCUCCAUCUUCUACAUCUUACAUUAGUAUCUGGCUUUCAGCUGUACAGCCAAAAACGUUUGUAAACAGUUUUUGUAAAUAAGGCUUAUGAUGUAACAGCUAUUUUUUGCUGUGUUUUUUACCCAUAAACCUUAUAUUUUUACCAAAUGAAGUUGAUGUCAAACUGACCCCCCUAGUUGAUGAAAGUAUUGUGGGUAUUUUCUUGCAAAAUUAAAAUAAUGGCUUUUGUAAAAGUGUGGCAAAGUGAGAACGGACUGCUUUUAGGAACAGUUGCUUUCUCUGCCUGGAGCACAGAACAGGUCCUUUGAGCCAGUUGGAAUGCAGCUACACGUGAACAGAGCAGGGAGCAAUUGACUCUUCUGUUUUUAAUUACUGUUUUGAGUAAACUGGCCUCCUGUUGCCUGGUUGGCUCACUCUCUGCUCCAUUUAUAUUAUUUAUCUAUAAUAACAGAACAUUAACUUGCAAUAGAAUGUUGUGACUAGAUAAUAGUCUCCUGCUUUGGCAGUAAUUGCCUUGGCUGCACCUCGGUGUUUGUGUUCUUGUUUCUGGGGUUAUGGUGUCUUUCGUAUAAGCCCUGCUUCUUUUUUGGCACUGGUGUUUCACCAACAAGUCGUUAUCUGAUCACAACAUUUUAUUCACGUGACUUUAUUUUCUAAUCAAGAAAUCAGGAAUGGUUUAUGGUUUAAAAGAAAAAUAUAGUUAAAUUGAGGUUUGUAUGGUUUGCUGGGUCAAACAUUUAAAUGUCUCCAAUCUGGAUUCUGUCUCUUCUACUUUCUGAUUAACUUGUUAGAUAUAUUUAUUAAGUAAUGCAGUUUGUACUUUUUUAUUUUGUAAUAUAUUGUGAUUUUGGAAUUUAUACUGUAUUUGUAUAAUAGGAAUAUUCACAGCUAAAAUGGAAUGAAUAAAGAAUAUAAUUUUA
Melospiza melodia melodia is the source of this 2649-nucleotide messenger RNA. RefSeq names its product OTU deubiquitinase 1 (gene OTUD1). The record is from RefSeq and is a predicted model, not a curated record. NCBI's taxonomy places the organism in Eukaryota, Metazoa, Chordata, Aves, Passeriformes, Passerellidae. Bases 150 to 1454 code for a protein of 434 amino acids. Gene Ontology annotation, biological process: protein K63-linked deubiquitination. Gene Ontology annotation, molecular function: cysteine-type deubiquitinase activity. The transcript has a single exon.